CUGUCCCUCCACUCUUCCGGGCAGCCCCGGCGGGCAGGCAGGCGGAUCAUCCCCUUAGGCUCUCAUUGCCUAGGCUGGCGCCUUCACCGCGGCCUUCAAACGGAGGCAGCAUCCAGGUGUCCAAUACCGGCACGCAGAGCCCUGGACCCCACAACAGGACGCCGGGCUAGGCAAGCUUCUAGGUGGGCGCGAGGCCUGAGCGGAGGGGGAGGACAUCCGCAGCAGGCAGCGGCAACGGGCCUUUAGGAGCCCCGUGCAGAUUCGGAAACGAGCGCGGAGAAGCCCGGAGCCAUGGACCCUGGCACCAGCACCCAGUAUUUUUGGACCACUGAGGCCCAAGGGGAACCCGCAGAUGCAGCUGCUGGACAUGAGUUCUGUGACAACUACACCAACGAAACUGCAGCCUUGAACAAGGAAAAGCCUAAGCAGAAGAGGCAGAGGAGCAGAUGUUCGUCUCUGGCCGAAAGGAACAUCGUGGGCUGCAGAAUUUCUCACGAGUGGAAGGAAGGGGAUGGGCCCAUCACCCAUUGGAGAGGAACGAUUCUCGAUCAGGUUCCUCUUAAUCCCCCUCUCUAUCUGGUGAAAUACGAUGGGAUAGACUGCGUCUAUGGGUUGGAACUUCACCACGAUGAAAGAGUGUUGUCCCUUAAAGUGCUCUCUGAUACAGUAAAACCAUCCCCAGUCCCUGAUCCUAACCUUGCUGAUACAAUAAUUGGCAAGGUGGUGGAUCACAUAUUUGAGGGUGAGCAUGGCUCAAAAGAUAAAUGGAGGGGGAUGGUUCUGGACCAAGCUCCUAUCCUUAAUGCCUGGUUUUACAUUACCUAUGUGAAUGAUCCUAUCUUAUACAUGUACCAGCUUCUGGAUGAUUAUAAAGAGGGCAACCUUCGUAUCCUGCCAGAGUACAAUGAGAUUCCUCGACCAGAUUUAAACCUGAAAUUUAAGGAUGGUCUGAUAGGCAAGAUUGUGGAAUAUACCCAAGAUGACGGUUCCAAAAGGACUGGCAAGGUGAUUGGCAAAGUAGAAGCCAAACAGUCGGUGUACUUCAUCAAAUUUAAUGAUGAUUUUCAUAUCCAUGUCUAUGACUUAGUGAAAAAUAUCUAAUUGGCAAAGUU
Microtus oregoni (creeping vole) is the source of this 1112-nucleotide messenger RNA. Its product is annotated as spindlin-2-like. Gene Ontology annotation, biological process: regulation of DNA-templated transcription; gamete generation. The transcript has 2 exons. Bases 292 to 1101 code for a protein of 269 amino acids. NCBI's taxonomy places the organism in Eukaryota, Metazoa, Chordata, Mammalia, Rodentia, Cricetidae. Gene Ontology annotation, cellular component: cytosol; nucleoplasm. The record is from RefSeq and is a predicted model, not a curated record.